CGAGGCGGGAAGCGCGAGUGGCGGCGCCAUGGCGCGAGCAUGGCAGCACCCAUUCCUCAACGUCUUCAGACACUUCAAGGUGGACGAGUGGAAGCGGUCCGCCAAGGAGGGCGACGUGGCCACCGUGACGGACAAGACCUUGAAGUGCACCGUGUAUCGGGUCCGGGGUUCUGUCUCUGCCGGCAAUUACAUCCAGCUCCCCAAAACCAGCACCCAGUCUCUGGGGCUGACAGGACGAUACCUGUAUGUGCUCUUCCGGCCCCUGCCCCCUAAGCACUUCGUCAUCCACCUGGACGUGUCCACGGAGGACAGCCAGGUCAUCCGCGUGUCCUUGUCCAACCUCUUCAAGGAGUUCAAGUCCACAGUCACAUGGCUUCAGUUCCCCUUUAUCUGUGAGGCCGGAACAUCCAAGAAAGACCUGGCAGGUGUGCCCCCCACUGGUGCCCGCUGGACCUGCCUGCAGCUCGACCUGCACGACAUCCUCCUGGUCUACCUGAACCGGCGCUACGGCCACCUCAAGGGCGUCAGGCUGUGUGCCAACCUGCUGGUCAGGAGCCUCUAUACCAGCGACCUAUGCUUUGACCCCGCUGUCACCGCCACGGAGGCCCGGCGGGCAAAACUGCCUGUCACUCCCAUGCCACGAGAAAUGGCGUUCCCGGUGUCGAAGGGGGAAAGCUGGCAUGACCGCUACAUCCACAUCCGGUUUCCAAGCGACAGCUCAAAAGCACUCUCCAAGCCGGUUCAGAAGAGCUGUGUCCCUCCUGAGGCAGGCCUCUCGGCACUCUGCUCCACUGCAGGCUUCCCGGGGCAUGUGCCACGGCUUCUCUCUCACCCGGCAACCUUCAGCAAGCCCACACAGGACAGCGUGUCCCCCAUGGUCCAGAUGUUUGGCCCCACAGCUUCCUGCCGAAUUCCUUCAGCACCCAGGCCCCUUCCAGAGGUCAGCCUGUUCUGUGAGCACUCGGAGAUCUCCAGUGUGGGUGGCCCCAGUGGCCAGAGCCAAGAGCCCUCAGCCUGGGAGCAGGCCACUGACAAGCAUGCAACUGGCAGCAGCAUUCAUGUGUCUGCCCAUGAGUUGGCUGUGGUGCCUGUGGCCCCCGAGGAUGUGGCCCUGCACGAGCCUCCCUGCAGAAAGCAGAGCGGGCAGGAGGCGGCUUUGGGCAAGAAUCGUUUUCAACAAAGAGUAAGGAGAGGCUGUGGCCCUGCUCCCCACUCCCAGCCUCAGGUGGUGUCGGGGCUCCGGGCUCCAGGCAGGGGCAGGACCCAGGGUCCCUGGAGGGUCUGGCACUGCGACCAGAAUCCUGGCUUCCUGCCACAAAGCAGUGGGCAGGGCCUCCCUCCUGGGGUCUCACUGGGAGUUUGUCUGUUUCAGAGCUUCCUCCCAGAUCCCAUCCUGAGGCUCAAGGGGGUCAUCGGCUUUGGGGGCCACAGCACCAAAUGGGCCCUGUGGACCAAGGACGGGGCUGCUGUCGUGUACCCCUGCCAUGCAGUCAUCGUUGUCCUGAACAUUGAGUCCCGGGAGCAGCGCUUCUUCCUCGGCCACACGGAGAAGGUCUCUGCUCUGGCACUGGACGGGAGCAGCUCGCUGCUGGCCUCGGCCCAGGCGCGGCCCCCCAGCAUGCUGCGCCUCUGGGACUUCCAGACCGGGGGCUGCCUGUCUCUAUUCCGGAGCCCCGUCCACACCAUCUGCUCCCUCAGCUUCUCUGACAGCGGGGCACUGCUCUGUGGCACCGGCAAGGACCGCCACGGGAGGACGGUGGUGGUGGCGUGGGGCACAGACCAGGUGGGGCGAGGUGGCAAGGCGGUCGUUCUCGCAAAGGUGCACACUGACGUGGACAUCCAGGGAUUCGAGGUUGCCUUUUUUGAUGAAACCAGGAUGGUGUCGUGCGGGCAGGGCAGUGUGCGGCUGUGGCGGCUGCGACAUGGGGGGCUGCGCUCCUGCCCCGUGGACCUGGGGGAGUACCACGCACUGGAGUUCACUGACCUGGCCUUCGGGCAGGACCAGGACGGCUGCACGCUCUACGUGUGCGGCCGCAGUGGCCACAUUCUGGAGGUCGACUACCAGCGCAUGGCUGUGCGCCACGCUCGCCGCCUCCUGCCCACGCAGACCCCCAGCGGCCCCCCCCCACAGAAGCAGACCUUCAGCUUGGGCCCUGGCAUCGCCAUCAGCAGCCUCAGUGUCUCCCAGACCAUGUGCGCUGUAGGCUCCGAGGAUGGCUACCUGCGCCUCUGGCCCCUGGACUUCUCCUCUGUGCUCCUGGAGGCAGAGCACGAGGGCCCCAUCAGCUCUGUCCGCAUCAGCCCCGAUGGCCUCCGUGUGCUGUCCACCACCUCCUUGGGCCACCUCGGCUUCCUGGACGUCCUGUCCCGGGAGUACCACGUGCUGGUGCGCUCCCACACUGCUCCGGUGCUGGCCCUUGCCACCAAGUGCAGCCAGGAGCAGCUGGCCACUGUGUCCCAGGACCACACCGUCCGGGUCUGGGACCUGGUGACCCUGCAGCAGCUGUAUGACUUCACGUCGCCCGACGAGGCCCCGUGCACCAUCGCCUUCCACCCCACACAGCCAACCUUCUUCUGUGGCUUCAGUGGUGGGGCCGUCCGCUCCUUCAGCCUGGAGGCCGCCGAGGUCCUGGAGGAGCAUAGGUGUCACCGAGGAGCUGUCAUCGGCUUGGCUGCCAGCCCCGACGGGAGCCUCCUGUUCAGCUCCUGCUCUCAGGGCACCCUGGCCCAGUACCACUGCGCUGCCACCCGGUGCCGUCUCCUGCGUGUGGCAGCUAAUGUGGUGUGCCAGGAUGCCCACCCGAGCCCCAGUGCCCUGGCGGUCAGCAGGGACAGCUACCUGCUGGCCUUUGUGGGCCCAUCCAAGUACACGGUGACCAUCAUGGACACAGCCUCACUGGACAAGCUUCUGCAGGUUGAUGUCAGCGCCCUGGGCCUCGCCAGCAGCCGCCUGAACUCAGCUGUGGCUGUCUGCUUCGGGCCUGCACCGCCCAGCCACCUGCUGGUGUCCAUGUCGUCCAACGUGGUUGUGGUGCUGGACGCCACGUCAGGGCGCACGGUCCGGGAGGUGAGCCCAGGCAUCCACCCCGCGGCCUGCCCUUCCCUUGCUCUCAGCGGGGAUGGCCGCUUCCUGCUGACGGCUGCUGACCGGGCCAUCAAGGUGUGGGACUACUUGACGCGAGCCAGCCCCGGCUGCCAGAUGUACAUUGGCCACUCGGAGCCUGUGCAGGCCGUGGCCUUCACCCCUAACCAGCAGCAGCUCCUCAGCGUGGGGGACGCCAUCUUCCUCUGGGACAUCCUGGUCCCCCCUGAGAGCGUCCAAGGCUCGCCCGGGGGCCCCCCGACCUGUGAGGCUGGCCCAGGUGCGAGGCAGCCGGAGGACACAGUGUCCGGAGCCGAUGGGCUCCCCCGGCGGCAGGUGCCCGUGCCAUCCCAGGCAGCCCCGCCCCGGCUGGGCGCCUGUGUCGGGCCUCCAGAGGGUGGUGAUGGUAGGGCGGGGGUCCUGGGAGGGCCUGGGCAGGCACGUGCGUCCGCUCCCAUCUUGGUGUGUUUCCCGAUUCCAGGCCUAUGGGGAGGGGCAGGGGUGUGGGGGGCUCCCUCCCUCCUCUCACGGCCCCCCAUCUCCCCAGGCACUUUCUGUGUGUCAGAUGACGAAAGACCUUCUGAGGAGAGCCACGGCCCCAAGGGGCUCCGCCAGGCCUCAGCCUCAGCUGUGCUGCUGAAGGAGGCUGACGGGGCCACAGACGGGGCCUGGGGGGCUGUGGUUGACUCCUGGGGCCUUGGCGUGCCUCCCCAUCCCCGUGGCCAGCCUAAUGCCCAGAGCACCAGGAGAACCAGAGCCCGGCCUGCCACCUACCCGGACUCCUACAAGCCCUUCACGGCAUGUUGCAAGGCCUCCCCGCUGGCCAAGAGCGUCUCCUUCCCCCCUGCCGGUGGCGAAUGGCUGCGCCUGAAGGCCGUCGUGGGCUACAGCGGAAACGGGCGGGCCAACGUGGUCUGGAGGCCAGACACAGGCUUCUUCGCUUAUGCGUGUGGCUGCCUGGUGGUGGUGGAAGACCUGCACUCUGGUGCCCAGCAGCACUGGCUCGGCCACCCUGAGGAGAUCUCCACACUGGCCCUCAGCCACGACGCCCAGGUCCUGGCCUCUGCUUCAGGCCGCAGCAGCACUGCCUCCCACUGCCAGAUCUGCAUCUGGGACGUGUCUGGGGGCUCCUGCCGGCAGCUUGUUUCUCACCACGACACUGCCGUGCGAGCCUUGGCUUUCUCACCGGAUGAUGGGCUCCUCGUCACACUGGGGGACUAUGGCGACUGCACCCUGGCCCUGUGGAGCAUGUCUUCCUGCGAGCUCCUGUCCUCCACGCGCCUCCCAGAGCCGGUGCACGGCGUGGCCUUCAACCCCUGGCACACCGGAGAGCUGGCCUGCGUGGGCCAGGGUGCUGUCACCCUGUGGCUCCUGCAGCGGCACGGGGCUGACAUCAGCCUCCAGGUGCACCGAGAGCGCAUCCCCGAGGAGGUGGGGGUGGGUGAGCUGACCUCGCUCUGCUACGGGGCCACGCCCCUGCUCUACUGUGGCUCCAGCACUGGCCAGGUCUGUGUCUGGGACACGCAUGCCAGCCGCUGCUUCCUGGCCUGGGAGGCAGACGACGGUGAGAUCGGAGUGCUGCUGUGCUCGGGCGCGCAGCUGGUCAGCGGCAGCAGCACCAGGCGGCUGCGUCUGUGGGCCGUGGGGGCCGUGCCGGAGCUGAGGCGCAAGGGCUCGGGCGCUGGCUCCGUGUUCAUGGAGCGCGAGCUGACCCUGGACGGGGCCAUCGUGGGCGCGGUCUUCCACGACAGCAUGGACAUGGGUGUGGUGGGCACCGCGGCAGGCACGCUCUGGUACGUCAGUUGGGCUGAAGGCACCAGCACCCGCCUCGUCAGUGGCCACAGCAGCAAGGUGAACGAGGUGGUCUUCAGCCCCAGCGAGUCCUACUGUGCCACGUGUGGUGACGACGGGAGCGUGAGGGUGUGGUCCUUGGUCAGCAUGGAGCUGGUCAUCCAGUUCCAGGUUCUCAACCAGAGCUGCCUCUGCCUGGCUUGGAGCCCCCCGUCCUGUGGACGCCCAGACCAGCAACAGGUGGUGGCGGGCUACAGCGAUGGCACGCUGCGUGUCUUCAGCAUCUCUCGAACCUCGAUGGACCUCAAGAUGCGCCCCUGUGCAGCUGCGCUGACGGCCAUAGCCUUCUCUGCUGACGGUCAGACCAUCCUCUCUGGAGAUAAGGAUGGGCUUGUGGCCGUGAGCCGCCCCUGCACGGGGAUGACUUUGCGUGUACUGAGUGACCACCGGGGCGCCCCGAUCUCCGCCAUCCAGACAACGAGCAAAGAGUAUGGAGACUUCGGAGUGGAGGGCACGGACCUGUGGCUGGCCGUCAGUGGGGAUCAGCGGGUCAGUGUCUGGGCCUCCGACUGGCUGCGGGACCGCUGUGAGCUCGUGGACUGGCUGAGCUUCCCGGCACCUGCCCUCAUGGAGUCUCCCGGCUGCCCACCACCGUCCCUCGCUGCUUUCUGCCCCUGGGACGGAGCGCUGCUGGUGUGUGCGGGCCUUGGUGUGCACCGGGACGUGGUCUUCUACAGCCUCCGCCAGAAGCAGGUGGUGGAGACGAUCCCGUUGCCUUUCUUUGCUGUGUCCCUGAGCCUGUCCCCUGGGGCCCGCCUUGUGGCCGUUGGCUUUGCUGAGCAUGUGCUGAGGCUGGUGGACUGUGCCUCAGGGGCCACGCAGGACUUCGCUGGCCACGUCGACUCGGUGCAGCUCUGCAGGUUCACCCCGUCUGCCCGGCUGCUCUUCACGGCGGCCCACAAUGAGAUCUUGGUGUGGGAGGUCACCAGCCACUGAGCGCAGUGAGGACCGCGGGGUCAGGUGCGCCCUGCUGGUCAACUUGGGUGCUUGGCCAAGAAGCUGUGUUGGCCGAGGGCUUCACGCGGGGCCAGGAGGGCUCGGUGGGCUCAGGGCGGUGUGUGAAUUGUCAGGACCUUGAGCAUAUGUAAAGUGCUCGUUGGCUCUUUACCUGAGGGCUUUUCUAUGUCUCUACCUUGUACAGUUCAAAUAAACGUGGGCAUUGUGUCA
Diceros bicornis minor is the source of this 6100-nucleotide messenger RNA. RefSeq names its product WD repeat domain 90 (gene WDR90). The record is from RefSeq and is a predicted model, not a curated record. Gene Ontology annotation, molecular function: protein binding. Lineage: Eukaryota; Metazoa; Chordata; Mammalia; Perissodactyla; Rhinocerotidae. Gene Ontology annotation, cellular component: centriole.